AGCACUUUUGUUUACUUUGCAGCAGAUCAUUCUAACACGGAGACUCAUCCUUACUGGCUACCAUUGAUGAGCGAUUCGCACGCUGAAAUCAAUCCAACAUGUAAUAAGAGUAACAACGCGAAGCGUUUGGAUCGUCGCAUAGGCAGCGGACGCUUAGUCUCUCGUGAAGUUUGUUGGGAUUACAGGUCUAACAGCGGUGGUACUAGAGUAGAAAGGGAGAAAAAUUUUCACGGUAAUUUCACCAGUGUUGAAUCAGCACCAGACAACAGUAAUGAUAACUCUCCACGUGCGGUAUUGCGAUUCCCAGAAGCACGCAAUUGCGAACGUAACCUAGGAGAACGCCGUCCUUACGAUCGUCGUGUGCUAGAAAGUUAUGCACGCAGCGAAAAGCAUGAAAACAAAGAUAACGGAUACAAUACAAGGCGUUAUAAUGCAACUACUUGUGAGGACAACAGCAUAGAUUUAAAUGCUAAUCACCGUUUCCAGCUGUCGCAAUCGUGUAUGAUACAACGCACAAUGUCCUUUAGACGUAGCCAAAAUCAUGCAUUUGAGAAAAAAGAAAAACCAAAACUGAAGGAAAAGGAUAAAGAUGAGCCUGAAUGGUUCAGUGGUGGUCCCACUUCUCAGCACGACACUAUUGAACUGCAUGGCUUUGAGGAAAUUGAUGAACACGAAGACAGCUAUUUUGUAAACGAAAAUGACGAAAAGCACAGUGAUAGUUCAUCGUCUUCGCCUAGUAAUAAUCGAAAGUUGGAAAGUGCAAAUGACCACAAAGCUAUAAUUCUAAAUAAUGUAGAAAAGGAUUUUCAUGCUGAAGAUGGUAUCGAUCAUGCAGAUGAUGAUGAGGGUAUGUCAAUAAAUAAUAACUCAGAUACAAAUGGUCAAGGAAACAAUCACACUAACGAACUUAAGGAUGAAAAAAUUGGCAAACAUUUGUCUUCGGACCAUCUAGCUGAAGUAAAAGACGCAACUUCGCAGAUUUCGCCAUCUAGUAAAUCAGGAAAUGUUGAUGAUAUACUAAAUUUCUUCGAUAUGGAUUCCUUAGAAUAUCCUAUAAUUGCGGGUGAUCAAAACAUUAUUUCAAAUGAGAUAGGAACUUCACGCUUUAGUCGUUGGUUUGUGAACAAGGAGACUAAUAAAGAUGAUGAGUUUGUUCCAGUAGCCAGUCAAAGUAAACCUUAUGGAGAUGACAAAGAAAAAGAAUUAAAGGGUAAUGGAACGGAUUCUCUUAUGGCGUUCUUCAGGAAUAAUCAUUUUCUAACUCCAGAUCUUCCAAAAUCUUUACCUCAUGCCGUGUUAGCAUUGAGUGUUGAGGAGCUGGAGGCUCGCAUGCGCCUUCUUGAUACUAAGAGCGAGCACACAGAAAUACCAGGUUGUGGUGCCAAGCCAAUAAGAAACUCUGGCAGCACCGCCAAUAGGUGUGUUGACCCUCCCGAUUCAUCGCCUUCUCCAAAAACUAAUCAGGAUGUAGAAGCCUUCAAGCGACUGUUAAAUCAACUGGGAGCAGGAGAUAACAAGCCUCGCGACGUUGGGUUGGCGAUCAAUGUAAUGAUGGAUUCACACCCUGAUCGGUUAUUUAGCAGUUCGGCAACAGCAUUGCAAGAAGCGUUAAACGUGGAAAAACAAGGAAUCCUCACACAGUCGAUUCCUGUACCGCUUUCCAAUAUGAUCAGGCAUGAGGAUCUCGCCAAACCAAUGCAAGAACAACACCAAACAAUCUACCAACAAAAGUUUUUGCAAAUGCUGCCGUCAAAUAUACAGCAAGCGGAUCAGUCACAGUAUCAUAUGUCAGCACCAAUACCACCGCAGCACUUUGAGAACGAAACUUUUUCAGCAUUAUCUGUGCAGCCACCUCAAUGUAUGCUACCAUUUAUUUUAGGUCAUCAUCCCCUAAAACAAAUGGAAAUGCAAAAUUUGUUGCAAUCCUUAUCCAAGGGGGAGUUUUCACAAGCUUUUCUGGAAAGGGAGUUGAAGAAUCCCAACGCAUCGCCAUACAUUAAAGAUGUUAUUACUUCCAUACUGAACGAUAGUUCGCGUUCUGUAACCCCUUCGCUGACCACGCAACAAAACUUAAUGUCAAUUCAGACGUCUCCGGUGACCUCCUGUUGUGAAUUGUCACCGCUACGUGCUAAUGGUUCAGCCAAUUCCAAUCCAAUAAAUACUCAUCCUUUUGUGCAUCCAUCAGGUAUAGUCGAAGUGAAUCUGAAUUACAAUGAUCGAGAUUUUAGGAGAUUGCAUUCUCCAUCAAACGGAAGCGAGGUUGUGUCCAAAGUAUUAAACGGAAAUUCGCGUAGUGGUACUCCUGCGGCUGGUGGUAAUGUUAAUUUGAUGGCCCUUACGGCUACAAUGUUCAAUGAGACACAGGCUGUAUCAACAGCACCAGAUAUUAGUAAUAAAACACACUCCAAUUGCCUGGAACAACCCAAAGACCAACAAAAACAAUUAGUCCUGCAGAGUUCGCAACAGCAGGAAAAUUCUGCCCACUUAUUUAUACCAUCUCAACGUGAACUGCAAAUACACACGCAAACGAUUCUGCAGCACGCCUUGAAAAAAAAACUGGAGGAACAACAGCAAGAAGUAGUAUUGCGGCGAAGACAAGAAACACGUAAACAUCAUUUGGAUUUUGAUCUGUUACAACAGCAAGGAAGCAUUCCAGGAAAUAGUACGGUUAACAGUGAACUGAUGAAACCCCAUCAUUUGCACAACCCUCAACCGUCAUCCCGACAUAUAAAUUCACCUACUCCAUUGGCGUUUACACCCACAUCUGUACUAAGAAAAAUGACAGCCGAUAAAGAUGUAUCUUUUCAACAGAACGCAUCUUCUCAAACCUCUCCACAACAUAAUCAGCAACAGCAACAACACUAUCACUUACAACAUAUGCAACAACAACAUUCACAAACGCAGCAGAGUGGAAAUCCUUCGUGUGACAUAUUUCCACUGCAACAACAACAUAUUCAACAUCAAAUUCAGCAUCAGCAUCCACAAACCUCUCAACCCAGAAUGAUUCUUGGUAGCGGCAGUGUACAUCAAGAAUCCCAGCAACAUCAUCAUCUAAUAUCAUCGAAAACAGCACAGCAAGUAUCACCUUUAAAAUCACAACAGCAACCGCAACAGAUAUCCCCACAACAUCAUCGCCAUCAGCCUGGUCACCUACGAAAUCAACAACUUCUUAAAUGGCCGUCUCCAACAAUCAAUUCUAAUAUCGUUACAAUUAGUAAACCUAUAGGACGUCCAAUUCUUAAGGGACCGAUGACUACUUUACAAAUGCCACAAGUACAACAUUUGACACCAACAUCACAAACGCAGCCACAUCCUACAGUGGGGCAAAAUCAACAAAAGCAGUCAACACAGCACCAGCAACAACAAAUUUUACCUCACAUAACGCAUGCUACAAAGCUGGAAUUACAACAACUGCAGCAACAUCAAUCCAAAGGCAAUCAUACAUCAACUCAGCAUAUGCAGCUGGUUAUUAAUCAAUCGUUUCCGCCUCCGCACAUCUUUCCACAGUCAUUAGCCAAUGCUCAGAAUAUUAAUAGUAUGGCUCAGUUACAUCAACAACAGCAUCAACAUAUAUAUCAGCAACGAUCUUUAUCUGUUCAAAAACUAUUGCAGCAACAAAAUCAAAAACAUAUGCAGCAACACGAAGUGGUUAGCGGUCAUCCAAAUCUUUCGGGUUCCCAUCUCGCGGCUGCUAAUAACGCAAUGGCUCCAAAUUUAAAUUAUCAGCGAGACGGUUGCUUAUCACCUACUAGUAAUCAAUUGGCUCAAUGGUUUUCACCCGAACUAUUAGCCCAAGCAUCAGCCGGAAAACUUCCCCUAUUAAAUUUAAACCAGGCGCUCAGUUUAGAAGAGUUCGAACGUAGUAUUCAACAUUCCUCAACAGUUGUCCAUAACUAAAGGCAAGCAAAAGUGUUACUAAAUUAAAUCACAAAAUGAAUAUUAUAACCAUAAUUAUAUUCAGGUUUAGUUGUAAACCAUUUUCUAGUUACUUAAAGUUUUUAUUUCUUUGAUUAUUUAAAUUCAAAACAUACAAACAUUUAUGCGACAUCUACUACAUUCAUAAAUUGUUUGAAUAAAUAUCAGCCCUUAUUUACAUUUUACCAAAAU
Molecule: messenger RNA, 4107 nt
Organism: Glossina fuscipes
Lineage: Eukaryota; Metazoa; Arthropoda; Insecta; Diptera; Glossinidae
Exons: 10
Coding region: 67-3897 (1276 amino acids)
Biological process (GO): negative regulation of translation
Cellular component (GO): nucleus; cytoplasm
Molecular function (GO): mRNA binding
Source: RefSeq, a predicted model, not a curated record